Nerophis ophidion (straightnose pipefish) is the source of this 1144-nucleotide messenger RNA. It is a transcript of the gene bphl, whose product is annotated as biphenyl hydrolase like. NCBI's taxonomy places the organism in Eukaryota, Metazoa, Chordata, Actinopteri, Syngnathiformes, Syngnathidae. The transcript is spliced from 7 exons. The coding region runs from base 27 to 881 and encodes 284 amino acids. The record is from RefSeq and is a predicted model, not a curated record.
GACUUUGUUUACCACCCCCUGCGCCAAUGGCGAUGUUUUUGCGGGCAGGGAGCCUGUUUAACAUUCAGAGAACGACGACAGCGAUGCAGUCCUACUGCUCUUCACUGACCUCUGGCAGGCAGCAUGUUAAUGGAGUGGAUCUUUACUAUGAGAAGACAGGCACAGGGAAACACGCCGUGCUGUUACUUCCUGGUGCUCUGGGAAGCACCAAGACAGAUUUUCAACCCCAGCUUAAGUCUUUGAACAAGGAGCUCUAUACUGUUGUGGGCUGGGAUCCUCGGGGUUAUGGACGAUCACGACCCCCGGACAGAGACUUCCCAACAGACUUCUUUGAAAGGGAUGCAAGGGACGCAGUGGAUUUAAUGAAGACUUUGGGGUUUGUCAAGUUCUCUCUGCUGGGGUGGAGUGAUGGAGGAAUUACAGCCCUAAUAGCUGCUGCCAUGAACCCCAUGUCAAUCAACAAGAUGGUCAUAUGGGGAUCUAAUGCUUUUGUAUCACAACAGGACCUUGACAUUUACAAUGUGGUCCGUGAUGUGUCAAGAUGGAGCGCAAAGAUGAGACAGCCCAUGGAGGAAGUGUAUGGUGCAGAAUUGUUUGCUAAAACAUGGGUGGCCUGGCUGGAUGGAAUCUCCCAGUUUGCACAGAGACCAGAAGGGAACAUCUGCAUUGAACUUCUUCCUCUGAUCAGAUGUCCGACUCUGAUCAUUCAUGGAGAAAAAGAUCCAAUGGUCCCCAGCUUCCACCCACACUUCCUUCUCAAACAUAUCCAGGGAUCAAGAUUACACCUGAUGCCAAACGGAAAACACAAUAUCCAUCUGAGGUUCGCUGAGGAAUUCAACAAACUGGUGGAGGACUUUCUGGAAGAGGGAAACAAUAAUUAACACACUGAAAUAAUCACCGUGAUGAAGAGGUCAUUGCAUCAAGCUUUUGAAAUGUUUGUUCAUUUUGGUUAACAAUUAAGAUCUGUGUUAUUUCUAUUUGAUUUAACAUUUUGCCUAUCAUCCACAUUCCCAAUAUGAGACAAAAACACACAUCAUCCCUUUUCUGUGCGUUCUCGAUAGUAAAAAAAAAACUAGCAUGAGGAGACCAACAAUGCAUAUAAAGGGGAGUAUACUAUUUUGUUAAUAAACUCCUCUAAAAAACA